Molecule: messenger RNA, 1047 nt
Organism: Chaetura pelagica (chimney swift)
Lineage: Eukaryota; Metazoa; Chordata; Aves; Apodiformes; Apodidae
Exons: 4
Coding region: 1-1047 (348 amino acids)
Source: RefSeq, a predicted model, not a curated record
AUGGCCAGACCACCACAACCAUCUCUUGUAUUUAUGGAUGAAACCAACGCUGGGGGGCACCGAGAGAUCCGAGUCCCUGGGCCCGCCCGGCUCAUGGGCUACCUCAGCUUUUUGUUUCGCUUCAAAUUGGAACAGACUAUGCAGAGCUAUUCGGAUGUCUUUGAAAUCACUCUUCCUAUCACCGUCUUUGUCCUGAGCGACGAUGAUUUCCUGCAGGAUGAGGCUGAGGAGCGAGCAGCCCCGGCUCCCGAGCUGGGGGAGGAGGAGCAGGAGGUUGAGAGCUGCGCUCUCCUAACAAGCUCUGUGACGCCUUCGAGUGACAGCAACAGUUCAACCAUUUCGAAAGAAAACAAGGGCGUUUCGAAUAAGGAAAAUAGUGUGGAAUGCUCUGAAGACAACUACUUUGCUGAGAGUGUGUGUAACAGCUCAAAAUUAUCUUUAAGUGAUGGGUGUGAGGCAGGCACAGGUAAAUAUAGCCCAGAUGAUGUGCUGCCCACAUCAUCUUGCAUUACAGAGCUUCCAGACCAAACUAGUGACACGGAGGAGUGUGAUGGCGAUGACUCCUUUCAGAAGAUUCCUCCUCCUCUCCUCUCCUCUGCUGGCAGUGAAGGUAGAGAAGAUCCCAUCGACACAAGCAAACAGUUGACAUUGGCAGUGAUUCUCAGACGCUGUGAGGAACCCAGGCACAGCGAGGAAUUCAGAAAUGGGGAGGAACUCUUCAGUGUUGCAAGUGUUGUUCCUGAUGGCACUCAAGAGCACCAACCCAAAAUCUGCAAGGAGAUGGAGACAGUUGUUGAAGUGGAAGGUAACUUGUUCAUAAGACUAAUGCAAGAAUUUAACAAAUCUGGCAAAUCUCAAGUUUUUGGUGUAGGAAAGACGUUUAUUCAUCAUAUGAAGGGGCAUAAAGAGAGACCACCUUACCAGUGUCCUCAGUGUGAUUACUCCUGCUUUAGCUUAUUGUACUUGUUAAAACACCUGUACUGGCAUGCUGGGUAUAAACUGUACCAGUUGUUGGUGUCAGUGGGAGAAUGCUGGCUUCAGAAGUAG